Messenger RNA from Penicillium griseofulvum, 2421 nucleotides. Its product is annotated as ZZ type zinc finger domain protein. Lineage: Eukaryota; Fungi; Ascomycota; Eurotiomycetes; Eurotiales; Aspergillaceae. The coding region runs from base 1 to 2421 and encodes 806 amino acids. The transcript has 4 exons. Gene Ontology annotation, molecular function: zinc ion binding. The record is from RefSeq and is a predicted model, not a curated record.
AUGACAACCCCAUCGACUGCUUCUCAUUCGGGUCCAGAUCAUCUGGUUACUGUCAAGGUACUCUACAAUGACAGUAACCGUCGCUUCAAGGUUCCUCUCAAGGAGCUGAAGGCCCAGGUGUUUCCACAGUUGCUAAGAACACUCCUCGGCGUUCCGGCGGAUGUCAACGUCAUCCUUGAACGCUAUUCCGACAGUGCUAGCUCUUACGUCCGCUUGGACUGUGACAACAUCGCAGUUUACAAGCAACUCUACCGGGCUGCCAAGGCCAAAUCUAAACUCCGUAUCAAGGUUACUACUCUCACUUCCCCAAACACAUCGGCACCAACACCAGUACCAUCAGAACCCACUGUGCCAAUGGAGUCAACCAACCAAACUCGUCACAGUUAUCUCGAAACGGUCCUGAGCCCUUUGGCGCCUCCCAAUAAUAUCCCCCUGGUAGACUCGGCCGAGGUUCCUCAUCCCACGGGUGAGAAACAGUUGCCUCUCGGUCAACCUCGCUACCGCCCCUUCGAGAUGGACCAAGAAAAGCAUCAGUUCCCGGUUAUCUCCCACGCCUCAUCCAACGGAAUGUUCUGCAUUGACUGCAAUCACUGUGGUCGAUCUAUUGCAAAUGCGCAUUAUCACUGCAGCAUUUGCGAGAACGGGGACUAUGACUUGUGCCUACAGUGUGUCGGUUCUGGCGCAUCUUGCCGCGGCGAAGGCCACUGGUUGAUCAAGAGGACUGUCAAGGACGGUGUUGUCACAAACAGUACUACUGAGACUAUUGCUCCUCGUGAUCAGUCAGCGCUGGAGUUCAACCCCGCCCUACCUACUCAGAUUCAGCGCGAGGUGAUCACCAAGCCGGUCGUCCACGUUCCUGAAUCGGUCCAAGAGUCUACCCCAAACCCGAUCCCAGAGCCAAUUUCAGAGCCAGUGGCCCCAUCGGCUUGUUCGGAUGUGGCCGUUCCGGGUGAUGACAAGCCAAUGUGCAAUGGAUGCUGCCGUGAAGCCGAUGGAAGCAAUCUCGUCCGCUGCAAUGACUGCGAGGACUAUGAUCUUUGCCUUCGCUGCCUCCUGCGAAAUAAGCAUGGCCACCACCCUGGCCACACCUUCCACCUUGGAUCUGACCGGAACUUUUGCUUGAAGAAUCUGAUCACCUCUCGUUGUCUUCCCGGUCGCCAGUUCCGACACGCUGCUGUCUGUGACGGUUGUGAUAAGCGCAUCGUUGGUGUUCGUCACAAGUGUUUGGCCUGCCCCGACUGGGACUUCUGUCCCGAUUGCAUUUUGACUGCUCCUCAGAACCAUCCUGGUCAUCGAUUCGUGCAAGUUUAUGAAACUAUCGGUGAACCUGCUCGUGAGCAUGAAAUCCACUAUGGUAUCUUCUGUGAUGGUCCUCUGUGCAAGAGCAAACCUGCCCAGAGUUACAUCAACGGAGUUCGCUACAAGUGCGCUGUCUGUGAUGACACCGACUUCUGCGCGAGCUGCGAAGCCCUUCCGACAGACCACCACAACCGCACUCAUCCGCUAGUUAAGUUCAACACUCCGGUCCGCAAUGUGACUGUCAAAACCGUAGGCGACGAUGGUUCAAGUGGACCAGUUGCCCUAGGUGACCAACUGCAUACCUCCACUCGACUCCUUGACCAGGCCGAGCUUGAGGAGCAGGAACCCGUCGAGGUAGAUGCUAGCAAGCCUGUGGAAAAGGUCGAGCCUGAGCCGCUCAUGAGCAAGCCCAUCUCCGAGGCCGAUAGCUCUGAUAUGUCAGACUAUAAGGCAUUCUUUAUCCGUGACACUGUCACCGACGGUACAAAGAUGGUCCCAAAUACCAUGUUCCGCCAGACUUGGACUCUUUACAACCCCGGUCCUGCAGCAUGGCCCGUCGGCUGUGAUGUCCGCUUUGUCGGUGGAGACAAGAUGUUCGAUGUCGAUGUCUGCCACCCAUCUAGCGUCGAAUCUAUUCGCUUGGCGAUGCAAAGCAACAAAUUGCUUGCCCCUGUGGAGCCAGGCGAGAGUGCUGACUUUACUGUCAACCUUCGCACCCCUAAUCAUGAAGGUGCUGCUAUCUCCUACUGGCGGCUGAAACUUCCUAACGGUGUGGCCAUCGGUCACCGUUUGUGGUGUGACGUCGAGGUGCAGACCGCUCUGGAAGAAGCUGACAUCGGCAAGACAUACCCUGCCGUGUCUGAAAUUGCCGGCAGUGGCAUGAUCUUCCCAAAGCUAGAGAAGGAAUCACCGGAGUCAAGUACUCACCAAGCCGAGGCCCCUGCGCCCCAGGUACCGACCUUGUCGAAUUCUUCAGAAGUGGAUGUUCUAGAGGAUGUUGAGAGCCUGACUCUGGACGAUGCCUCUACUGAUGCCGACACUGGCUUCCUGACUGACGAGGAAUAUGAUGUCCUUGACGCCAGUGAUCAGGAAUAUCUUGAUGCCAAGCAGUCCACAAACUGA